AGUGCCUGCAAAAAUGGCUAGGGCAGAGAGUGAGGACAUAGAGAGGGUGCCACAAGGGCUCGGGUUUUUGCAGACAGAUUUUAGGUACUUUCACUUCCUCUUUUCCCAGUAGUAGGCGCCAGUAAACGGGCGCUCACAGGACUCUGGGGAGAAAUACAGAUUUAGGAAUUGACUACUUCCCUAAGAGGAGAGUUCACAUAUACCUUACAAGUUAGUUGCUGGGUUUGGGGAUUGGCUUAUUCACUCUGGAAAACAAUUUGGAAUCACAUGAGAGAAGUCACUGGACUCUUCAUACGCUUUUACCCAGCGAUUCCACUACUAGUCACAGACAAAUCCCAUAUCUAUCAAUAUUCGUGAUGCAAAAAAUUGGAAACAAAAGUAGGUCCAUUUGUUGGGGUAAUAUUUUUAAAGGUGGCAUAUGGAUAUAAACGAAUAUUGUAUUUUAAAGUAAUAAAUAAGAUUCAGAAAUUUGGUAAAAACAUGUACGAACCAUGCAGAUAAAAAAAAAAGUAGACCCCUUCAAAACAAACAAUAUACACAAUGAUCAGAUUUCAAAUAUUAUUAUCAAAGAUCAAUAUUAGAGUUAACAGAUGAUGAAUUCCACUUUUCUUUUUUUGGUAAUUUUAUAAAGGAUGAUGGAGUGGGGAAGGGGAAUUACUGUUAAAAAUAGUGUUUAAAAAAAAACUGCGUUCAAGACAUUUUUUUUAAAAAUAAAAGAAACAAAGGUAUUUGAGAGCUGGCUUCGGAACCAAGGCCGUAGAGGGAGUCUAGGGAUGGGGGUGGGGCGUUCUGCGCGAGGGUGCCAGGUCUAGGUUGGGGAGGAGCGUGAUGUCACAGCCCUCCCCCACGCCUCCACAGUAUUUACCUUCGAACGGAGACGGCCGCUGCAGGUAAGGGGGACAGGGUGGAGGAGAAAUAUUGGAAAAAUAGAGGAGCCCGCAAGCAUACACAUUCAACCCGAUUCGGACCUAGACAAUAGGCAACCUGCCCCUUUCCCCUCUACUUUCUAACCAUAGACCGUUAUGAAAUUCACCUUUCUUUCCUGAUGAUUUCCCGGUCCUCCUCCCACCAAAAAACAAACAAACCAACAGCAACAACCAACUCAGACCCGAAUGAAAUAAUCUCCACUCUAGAUUCAGUUUUUGGGUUUGACUCAAUUUCUAAUAACUUCUCUCUCCAACCCCAUUCUCUAUUCUCAGCAGCAAAUAUCUCCUAAGGUACCGCCUUCAUUCCUAAUCCUAGUGACCCUCUUAGUCUAAUACUAAACCAUAGCCAAUCUUCCCCAACUCCACCUUGUGCACUUCACUCAGCCACAAUUCCCAAGACCCCUAAUCAUGUCCCUAUUCACUAUCCACUCCAGUUUUUAAUCCUAGUGAUCCCAGCCCAGCCCUAAAUCUUAGUUCUCACUUUCCUAUCUUCACUCCAUCCUUUCCUACUUUAAUUCCAGUUCCUCACACAUUGUUCCUAUGUUUCUUUACUCCUCUUGUGACUUGACACCGUUGCUCUCCUAGAAAUCAUGGAGUUUGUAUCUGGUUAUCGGGAUGAGUUCCUUGACUUUGCUGCCCUUCUAUUCGGCUGGUUCCGCAAGUUUGCCUCUGAGCGUGGAACUGGGGUUGGUGGGGGGAAUGGGCCUGAGGGUCGAUCAAGGUUAAUGGAGGCUCAGGUGAGAAGGUUGCCCCCAGAUCCUGCCCUCUGGGUCCUUCACAUCUUGCCCAACCGUAGUGUGGGGAUCAGCUUGGGGCAAGGCGCUAAGCAGGGACCUGGACCAGGUCUGGGAGCUGCCCGUCUCUUGGGAGAUGAACCCCCUCUCUGUCUCAGAGACCUCAGUCCCUAUGUCAGCUUUGUUAGCCUUGAGGAUGGAGAAGAAGAAGAGGAUGGGGAGGAGGAAGGCCCAGGUGGAGAGGAAGGUGAACUGGAGGAGGAAGGGGAGCAGGCCACCACCAGCAGAGAGUCUACCCAAGAUGCUGAGACACCUGGGGAACCAGAUGAUGCUGAGGAAGAGGCAGGAGGAGAGGACAGCAGUGGAGGAGACACCAGAGAGGAUGGAGGAGAGGAGGAAAUGGGGCCAGAGAAGAGAAGGGGAAAGAGAGGUGAUGCUGCCCCCCUACAUCUGGCCUGCUUACUUCUGGUGACAGAUGAACAUGGCACUAUUCUGGGCAUUGACCUUCUGAUGGGUGGACCCCAAGGGAGUGGAGGCAGGGCCAUUGGGGCUGAAGGCCUGGCCCAAAGAGCUUAUACUCUCCUCUGCCACAGUAUGGCCUGUCCCAUGGGUGCUGGAGACCCUAGAAGACCUCGACAGCUCACAGUGGGAGACCCCCAGCUACAUCGGGAACUGGAAAGCUUGGUCCCAAGGCUUGGGGUGAAGCUAGCCAAAGCCCCAAUGAGGACAUGGGGCCCCCGUCCUGGCUUCACUUUUGCUUCCCUCCGUGCCCGUGCCUGUCAUGUGUGCCACAGACACAGUUUUGAAGUGAAGCUGAUGCCCUGCCCCCAGUGUGGUGCAGUCUUGUAUUGUGGAGAGACCUGUGUCUGGGCUGACUGGCGACGCAGGCCAGAUGAUGUGAGCCAUCGAUUCUGGUGCCCAAGACUUGCAGCUUUCAUGGGGCGGGCUGGAGAGCUGGCUGCCUUACCCUUCACCUACACUGCUGAAGUAACAAGUGAGAUGUUUAACAAGGAGGCAUUCCUUGCCUCCCGUGGACUCACUCGAGGGUAUUGGACCCAACUCAGCAUGCUCCUUCCUGGUCCUGUUGCCCCAGGAUACCCUCCAGGCAACGGGCCUCCGUUUAGCCUCCUUCUGAGUGGUGAUCCUUAUCAGCUACUUCAAGGAGAUGGACCUCCCCUAAUGCCUCCAGUGCCUCCCGACCCACCUCGGGGCCCUUUUGGUUCCUGGCAGGAUUAUUAUGCAUGGCGUGGCUUGGGCCUGGACUCUCCUUUGGCUGUUCUCCUUACCUAUCCACUGACUGUCUACUAUGUUAUUACCCAUCUGGUACCCCAGUCUUUCCCAGAGCUGAAUAUCCAGAACAAACAGUCCCUGAAAAUCCAUGUGGUAGAAGCUGGGAAGGAGUUUGACCUCAUCAUGGUGUUUUGGGAGCUCUCUGUUUUACUCCCUCAUGUGGCCCUGGAACUGCAAUUUGUAGGUGGUGCUUUGCCUCCUGAGAGUGACCAGCAACAUUUUACCCUACAAAGGGAUGGAUCAGGAGUAUCUGUCCGUCCAGGCUCAGGAGUAUCUGCCCGUCCAGGCUCAGGAGCUAAAGAGAAGGGAAGUCGAAGGGAUCUUCAGAUCAAGGUUUCUGCCAGACCCUACCACCUACUUCAGGGACCCAAACCUGAUCUGGUGAUUGGAUUUAACUCUGGCUUUGGUCUGAAGGACACCUGGUUGAGUUCUCUGCCUCGAUUACAGUCUCUUAGGGUCCCUGCAUUUUUUACUGAGAGCAGUGAGUACAGCUGUGUUAUGGAUGAGCAGACCAUGGCUGGGGCCACCGGAGGGGGAACCAGCCCCCCACAGCCCAACCCUUUUCGUUCACCCUUCCGCCUCCGGGCCACAGACAACUGCAUGCCUUGAUGAGCAAUGACUACCAGCCAUUACUUAGCUCUGUAUUUUAACGGUCCUGAAGGGAGUACCAGGAGGUUCUCAAUCCUGCCUUUUAUCAUCCCCUCCAUUCUGCUACUCCAUAUGAUUGCCACUUAACCUGCAAAAGUCUCAAAGUCGAAAGUCACAGGAACUUCAGGCACUCUGGGUAAUGAGUGUAUACUUCUAGAAGUCUGGAAAAUAUGUGGGAAAUGUGCUAAAUUUGAAAUCAGAGGAUUAUUAGUCUUGUAUUAAUGGUAAUCAUGCCAUUUACAACAAAUGUACAUUAUUACAUUCAGCAGACGUUAUUGUUCUGUCAUAUCUGAUUCUACGUGAUCCUGGGACGUUAUUGUUGGAGUUUUCUUGACAAAGAUACUGGUGGUGCCUGCCAUUUCCUUCUCCAGUGUGUCCCCAUUUUUAUAGAUGAGAAAUUGAGGCAAAUAGGAAGUGUGACUUUACACAUUUGAACUCAGAUCAUCCCAACUCCAGGUCUAGUGCUCUAUCUCAUAUCCAUCUAAAUCCUCCUUCAGCACACAUAAUAAAAUUUGAAGCAUCAUGUCUGUUACAUCCAGGGCAUUGUUAGGGAAAUAGGAAUAUUUUAUUUUAGGCACAAAUCUGCCAAAAUAAAUUUUUAUUUAAUAUUAAUCUAAUAUAUAAGCAUUUCUAGCUUAGAGAGAAAAAUGUCUAAACUUUUCUAGACCUUUCCAUGCGCAAGAAAUUUGAAGUGAAUCUUGAAAAAUAAAAAUAUAGUUUUCAGUUAACAUUCCAGAAAAAUUAUUUAAUCUUCAAUUAGAACAACUCAGUUCCUUCUUUGAUCAUUCCCCUCAAGAAAUGAAACUUCCUCCCUGAGAUCAGUAUUGAUCUCUUAAGAUCAAUAUUAAAAUAGAAGAGAACAUUUUUCUUGAUAGAUCCCUAUGCAAUUGCACCAAGGCAUAGGUAAGGCAAAAAAUUAAGCAAAAGUUAGGACUGGUUAUCAUUUUUAAUCCAUCUAAGAAAGUUUUUAACUUUUAUUCUAACCACUUUCUUAAAUAGAAAAGUCUAGAAAUGGUUUUAGGUAAAAAUAUUAAUACUUUCAGUUGAACUAAAAAGGGUUUUAUUAUGCUUCCAUAAUGUAAUACAUGUUGACAACAUGAAUACAUUCAUAAAUAUAAUACAAAAACAUGUUUUUUUAAAAAGCCCACAAAAUAAUAACAUUAAUAGGCUUAAAUAGUAAAAAGUACAUAUAAACAUUGGCUUAUAUGAAAAUAAGGACUUAGAACAAUACUGCUAAAAGUAGCUAACAAUUUACAAUAGUAAAUACAUGACACUAGCAUAUUAGCAAAUAAAUAGCAAAACAGAAGAAAUCACUAUUGAUUAGAGAAAUGCAAAUUAAGACAACUCUGAGAUACCACUUCACACACCUCAGAUUGGGUAAGAUGACAGGAAAAGAUGCAUUGUUGACGAAUUUAUGAAAUGAUCCAACCAUUCUGGAGAGCAUUUUAGAACUAUACCCAAAACUAUGUAUACCCUUUGAUCCAGCAGCUUCUCUAUGGGUCUGUAUCCCAAAGAGAUCAUUAAAGGGAAAAAAGGAUUCAAGUGCAAAUAAUGUUGGUAGCAGCACUUUUUUGUAGUGGCAAGGAACUGGAUAUUGAGCAGAUGCCCAUCAAUUGAGGAAUGGCUGAAUAAGUUAUGGUAUAUGAAUGUAAUGAAUGAAUGUAAAUAGAAUUAAUUAUUUUCUAUAAGAAAAGAUGAGCAGGCUGAUUUCAGAAAAGCCUGGAAAGAUUUACAUGAACUGAUGAUGCUAAAUGAAAUGAGAAAAACCAAGAAAUUAUUGUAUACAGUAAAACUAAAAUUACAUAAUGAUCAACAAUGAGGGACUUGACUCUUCUCAACAAUGAGAUAAGCUAAGGCAUUUCCAAUAGAUGUGUGAUAGAAAGUUCCAUUUGAAUCCAGAGACAUAACUAUGGAGACUGAAUGUGAAUUAAAGCAUA
Molecule: messenger RNA, 5535 nt
Organism: Antechinus flavipes (yellow-footed antechinus)
Lineage: Eukaryota; Metazoa; Chordata; Mammalia; Dasyuromorphia; Dasyuridae
Gene: ZMYND15
Product: zinc finger MYND-type containing 15
Exons: 13
Coding region: 1517-3559 (680 amino acids)
Biological process (GO): negative regulation of DNA-templated transcription; spermatid development
Molecular function (GO): histone deacetylase binding
Source: RefSeq, a predicted model, not a curated record